AUGGGUACAAAAUUAUCAAAACCACCAGUCGAUUAUUCUUCUUCUUCUUCUUCUUCACAUAAUGAAACAUCUUAUGCAAAUGUUCUUCGGUCUUAUGCUCAAUGGAAUCAUUGUUCACCACUUAUUAGUCAUAAUGAAUCACGUUUUACUACUCAUGAAAUUGUUAACUUAAAUAAACAUAAUGAAAAUAAUCGAUCAAUUGAUAAAGUCGAAUCUCGUUCAUCAUCUAGAAGUAAAUCUCGUUAUGAUCAUAGUAAAAAUCAGAAAAAACUCGAACUUAAAAGAAGUUUAUCAGCUGGUCAAUUAUCACAUUCAAAUAAUAUAAUUACAGCUAAACAAUUAGUUAAUUGUGAUUUAAAUAGACGAAUUAAAGAUCAAUCGGAUUUAACAAAAUCAUCUGAUGAAAUAUUUUCAAAGAAAAAUAUUUCUAAAUCUAUAUCAAAAACAAAUAAAAAUCAAUUUAUUGUUUCAAAUAAUAAAAAACAAAAAAUACCAGCUGAUCUUCAAUUUAUUUUAAUUAAUCAAUAUGAUUUACAAAAUGCUCAAGAAAUAGGUACAGGUCAUUUUGGUACUGUUUAUCAUGCAUUAUACAAAGGUACACGUGAUGUUGCAGUAAAAACAUUAAAUUCCCGACGAAUAGAUCAUUUUAAAAAUUCGAAAUCAUCAAUAGAAGAAUAUAAUAAUAAUAUUUAUGAAUUACUUAAUGAAGCUUAUAUAAUGACAAAUUUAAAACAUAGUAAUCUAUUAGGUAUAAUCGGUGUUGCAUUUUUUGGAAGAGAACAACAAUUAGGUUUAGUUACAGACUUUAUGAAAAAUGGUUCUUUAUUAGAUUAUCUUAGACAAAAUCGAGAUUUUUUUCUUAAAUUAAAUUCAAAAGAUGUUAUAUUUAAAUUGAAUUCUUUUUCAAAACAAAUAUUUCAAGCUAUGUUAUUUUUGGAAGAACAAUCUAUUAUUCAUAGAGAUUUAGCAGCUAGAAACUGUUUAAUUGGUGAUGAUGAUACACUCAAAGUUGCAGAUUUUGGUUUAACCAAUGGUGAACAAGCUCGUCUACAACGAAUAGCUCAAUUAAUAAAUAAACUACCUGAAAUAAAUUAUCAUAAUCUUUGUUAUUUGGUUCGUUUCUUAGCUCGUGUUGCUGAAUAUUCAUCUGAAAAUAAGAUGACACCAACAAAUUUAGGAAUUUGUAUUGGAUGUAGUAUUUUAUAUGGAAAAGAUCAAUCAUCAAUUAAUCAAUCUAUUUCAAAUUCUUAUACAGCUGCUUCAACUAUUCUUGAACUUAUGAUUAUUCAUCAUAAACAAUUAUUUACAAAUUCUUCUCAACAAGAACAAACUUUGAAAUCAUUUAAAUCCCAACCUGAUCUUAUUCCAACUGAAUUUCAUUCCAAAAGUCGAAGUGGUUCAAAUGAAAAUUUAUUAGAUGUUCAAAAUCUAUCAGGAUAUGCUCAACCAUCUCCUGGAACACGUCGAAAAAAUAAAGCACCUCGUCCACCAACAACAUCUUCAAUAAAUCCCCAAACAUCAAUUAUUGAACAAAUAAAUAGUGAAAAUGUCUCAUAUGAUUUAAAUUCAACUGAACAAACAUCAAAUCAAUGUUCAACAGUGACAAGUUCAUCAAGUUUCAGUUCGAGUGAUAAAAUUCAUCGACGUACACCAAGUGAUGGAAUACAAUUAGAUCGUCCUGGAGCUCCUCCACCUCUUCCACCAUCAGUUAUUGUUUCUCCUUCACCAAUAGUUCAACCGAGACAAAAACUUUCAUUUCCAUUAUUAAAAUCCAAUAAUGAACAAAGAUUUUCAACAGCAAUAGAAGAUAAAACAAUUGAAAAUGAUCCAACAACAGAUUUGUCAACUGAUUCAACAUCAACGACAAACGAUGGUGUUAAUGUUGGAAAAUUAAUUUCACAAAUAAAUAAUAGAAUGGCUUCGGGAAAAUCCAAUAAUACUCAAAUAAAUAAUAAUAGAAUUUCAUGUAUUAGAAAUAGCCAAUUACCUUCACCUGGAGAUACAACUGAUUUCUAG
Molecule: messenger RNA, 2016 nt
Organism: Rotaria sp. Silwood2
Lineage: Eukaryota; Metazoa; Rotifera; Eurotatoria; Philodinida; Philodinidae
Source: the annotation of a GenBank genome assembly